AUGCCCGUGGCUCAAGCGGGUGACCCUGCCACGACAACUCCCGCCUUCAGCCCCCGCUCAAGCUGGAAGCAGAGAGCUGCACGAGCAGAAAGGCCCUUUGCAGCUGUAGCACCGAUAGCAACACACUCCACUGCUGCCAGUGCUGCCGCCCAAUCACACGACCGUAACAAUAAAACACUUUCGUAUCAAGGUUUCUUCUUGGAAAGGGCAGAGUUUGCAUCGGCAGACCAAUUUCUAUUUGCUGCACCAUCUGCAGCACAAGACGCCUUGUCAAUCCUCUCUACUGUACCGUCGGGCUCGUCAAGCGCUGCAGCAACCGAUGGGGUGGAAUACUUAGCCCCUGUAGCUGCCGUGCUUGUCGCACCUGCUGCCCCUGCCGCAGUAGAGCUUGCUGAUCCGGCUAUAUCAUCCGCUGUCGUCACAUCGUCAGAGAAUGAAUCUGGCACAGAUGAGCUCGUAGCUGCAGUGAGCCAGCCGUCCGCUGCAGAGACUGCAGCAUCAGCCGUUAUGGCGGCAGCAGCCGGACCCGCUGCAUCUCUUCCACAAACCGUAGAGCAGCCCCAGGACACUGCCGCCGCUCGUGCAGCAGCCGACAGCGCCGAGGAGGCAGCAACAUCGGCACUUGCUGCCGCCGUUGCUGCGGGGAAGAUAUCUACUCAGCUGCUGCAAGGUGCUACAGCAGCUGCUGGCCAGUAUUCCGCAGCACAGCCUGCAGCAGUUACUAAUUUCGAUCCCUCAGCGGCAGCCUCAGUGACUGAUACAGCAAUAACAGGUAUCACACGAACUGAGGCAGUAGCGGCCACUGGAGAGGAACCAUAUGGGGAGGAGGUCACCGAGAAUACUCCCACAUCUUUCCUCGGUACUCCACUCUCUCCUCUCAGUUCCUUGCCAGCGGCAGUUGGAGAUCGUCUUAAAGGAAUCAUCCGCAUUGCUGCUGUCGCUUCUGCAGUACUUAUGCAGCUCACUCCUCUACCGACCAUUGCCAGUCUCCUUUUCUCCGCUUCACUCUGGCUCCUUUACGGCAUUCUUCUUGUCGAGCCUACGAUUCUGCUUCCCAACGUUUCGGGAGUCAUUGCAGGAGCUUCUUCUACUGUACUGGUCCUUUGCAUCACUUCUACAUGCGUGUCCUUGCUACUGAGUGUUGCAGCUGCGGUUAACGUGGUGUCGUACGCGGCACCUCUCGCUGCCUUGCGGGUCGUUUUAAAGGAGAAGAGCACCGCGAUGAUGCCUGCGGAGGUUUCUAUUGGAUUUUGCGUUGGAUUAGCGCAGCUACUGUUGUUGGCCUUCAUCCCGCCACCUUCUAGACAAGGCUUUUCCACCGUCUGUAGCAGCAACAACUGCCGUAGCGGCAAGGGUCUGUACGGGGCAGCCGGUGGGAUGCUACGGAAAACUGAGGGGUACUUUUGGGGGGACAGGAGCGCGCCCUUAAGCAGUACUGCGGCCUCAACUCCCUCACUAAAACCAUCUGUGUGCGCGCUCUCUCCUUCGUUGCCCACCCACGAUGAGCUGUUGAGACACUGUGGCCUAGACAAUCCGGAUGAAUUGUUUGGCCUCGAAGCAGACAUGUUGCACUGA
Cyclospora cayetanensis is the source of this 1575-nucleotide messenger RNA. RefSeq names its product endochitinase A. NCBI's taxonomy places the organism in Eukaryota, Apicomplexa, Conoidasida, Eucoccidiorida, Eimeriidae. The transcript is spliced from 6 exons. Gene Ontology annotation, cellular component: membrane. The coding region runs from base 1 to 1575 and encodes 524 amino acids. The record is from RefSeq and is a predicted model, not a curated record.